AUGCAAUCGCUGCUCCGCUCCCGCUACCCCUCGACCUGCGAGCCUGCUGAGGAUCCCGCCAUCGCAAACAUCGUGGACACCGCCCGUUACCCAAUUCAUGAGCUCGACGGCACACAGGCAGCGGCCACAAUCGCAAAGGCGCGAGCGGCGUGGGAGACGUAUGGAGAGGUAUCCUUGCCUGGUUUCAUACGCGCGGACGUGCGAGCGCUCCUUGCCGACGAAGUGUCCGGCCUGCCGGCGCACAACCGCCGGUACACCGCGCCCUACCUGGCGAGGAAGAGCCUCGGCAGCAACGCAAGCCUCGACCCGGAACACCCGCUCAGGAGGUUGUUUCAGAGCGACAUCCAUGCCGUCGCCGGCGACCAAAUACCAAACGCCACGCUGUUGAGGCGAGUCUACGACUCGCCCGCGGUGGCCGCCUUUUUUGCACGCGUGAUUAGGCGCGGCCGCCUCUACCACUAUGCCGACGGCUUGCAGCAGCUGAAUGUGAUGUAUCUGCUCGAUC
This is a messenger RNA of Emiliania huxleyi CCMP1516, 505 nucleotides long. RefSeq lists its product as hypothetical. The annotation marks the transcript as partial. NCBI's taxonomy places the organism in Eukaryota, Haptophyta, Isochrysidales, Noelaerhabdaceae. The record is from RefSeq and is a predicted model, not a curated record. The transcript has a single exon.